This is a messenger RNA of Acromyrmex echinatior (Panamanian leafcutter ant), 1836 nucleotides long. RefSeq names its product gephyrin. The record is from RefSeq and is a predicted model, not a curated record. Gene Ontology annotation, biological process: establishment of synaptic specificity at neuromuscular junction; postsynaptic neurotransmitter receptor diffusion trapping; glycine receptor clustering. Gene Ontology annotation, molecular function: molybdopterin molybdotransferase activity. Lineage: Eukaryota; Metazoa; Arthropoda; Insecta; Hymenoptera; Formicidae. Gene Ontology annotation, cellular component: dendrite; postsynaptic membrane; cytosol.
CUUCAUGCGAUAAAAAUGAAGAUGAUAUUAUUAUUUUAAUGGGCAAUACUACAGCUUUCUUGUCAUUGAGUGAUGUUGUAUAUAAGGCGAUUGAAGAAGUUAUCGAUAAAAAUAUCUCAGAAAAUAUAAACAUAUGGAUAUCAAAGCUAACGAAGGAACUAACGCAUUUAUUUAAUCGAUUUAUAUGUGGUAUACUGAAGCAAACAUUUAUCAUCAAUAUGUGCGGCUCCUCUAUAACCGCAAUGACAAGUUUGAAGAAAAAUCAUCAAGUGAUAAAAAAAAUGCUUACGUAUUUAAUACUUAACGAAUCUGAAACGAAUCGUGAUAAUUUUAAUGAGUGUAGUUGUAAUGAGUGUAGUUGUAAUGAGUGUAGUUCUAAUGAGAUGAGUUAUAAUAAUGAUAGUGAUGACAAUUAUGAUAACUCGACUUUAUAUAAUACUUCCAAACAAGAAAUGGAAAAGAGAAUUUACAAGAAACAAGAGCAAAGUGUUAUAAUAUCGGUGGAAAAAGCAAUACAUAUAAUACAGAAUACGAUACAUAAUAAUAACUAUAUAAGAGAAAAAAUCAUGAAAACGAAUGACGCCUAUGGCAGAAUAACGGCUAAAAAUAUAUUUUCCCCCAUAAACGUGCCGCCUUGUAAGACUUCCACUAAACGUGGAUACGCGAUGUUGGCCAGCGAUGGGAAGGGUGUAAGAAAAGUGUUGAAAGCACAUACCACGUGUGAUAAAAUUUCUGUUGUACCUGGCACCUGCAUGCGUGUAAGAAGUGGAGAUCCCAUACCCAAUGGAGCAAAUACGGUUGUAACGCCAGAGAAUAUAAAGAUAUUGGAUGAAUGCAACGAUGACGAUUAUUUUAAUAUCAACAAGGAAUACGAAAUUGAGGUCUUGGUUGCCCCAGAAAUAAACAAGAACAUCAGAAACGUUGGAGACGAAAUACAGUAUUCCCAACUCAUUAUAAAAAAGUUCACAUAUCUCGGACCAGCGGAAUUGGGUAUUUUGACAUUAUGUAGCCUCGAUAUAAUUCCAGUCACUGAACUUCCACUUGUAGGUCUGCUAUCUAUCAAUAACGAAUUGAAAGAAUCUGAAAAUUUAACUUUAGGAUACAUCUAUGAAAGCAAUAGAGUAACUCUGACCUCAUUAUUAAAAAAGAAUGGAUAUGAUCCCGUCGACUUCGGAAUUUCUGCUUACAAAUUGAACGCUAUAACAAAAAAAAUCGAAGACGCUUUGAACAAAGUAGAUGUACUUGUGAUAAUGGGCCAUUCAAACGACAAAGAUAUAUUAAAAUCAAUUUUAAAAGAAUAUUUUAAUGCUAUAAUACAUUUCGGUCUCUUGAACAUGAAACCAGGGAAAUCGACAACGUUUGCCUCGUGCACGUAUAAUAAUAAGAAAAAGUUUUUCCUAUGCAUGUCGGCAAAUCCGACAACAGUUCCCAUUGUCGCGCAUAUAGUGCUUCUACCACUUCUAAACACGAUGUGUGGCAAUUUCUUCAAACAGCCUAUCAUUCUGCAGAUUUGCAUGAAUAAUCACGAGUUGCAUUUGCGUCCGAAAUUUUCAUGGACAACUAUACGAUGGACAGAGGAGGAGAUGUUUCCAAGAGCUUAUUGCUUAAAAAAUCAACAUCAGGAUAUAAUAAAAUAUCAAAAGGCUAAUGCACUUUUAAUGUUGCCGCCGCGCACGCGGCAGGUACCGAAGUUAGACGCAGCAUUCGUAUCAGGAAUAUUGUUUUUCAACGAUUGAAAAUAAUCAUCGCUGAAAUAUCUCCAUGUAUUCCCUGCCCUGCAAACGAGAAUGGAUUGAAAUGAAUUGAAAUGGAUUCAGAUUUUCAGAAAUAUUGAUU